Manis javanica (Malayan pangolin) is the source of this 944-nucleotide messenger RNA. Lineage: Eukaryota; Metazoa; Chordata; Mammalia; Pholidota; Manidae. The record is from RefSeq and is a predicted model, not a curated record.
UUCAAUUUCACUUAUUUUCAUACGUAUUUCAGACAUUUUUGGCACAAAACCCUCAGGACAUCUGAAACUGGAUUUUAUUUGAUCUCUUCAUUUUGGCCAACUCUUCCUUCAGGAGUGGAUGCUGCAUAUGAAGUUAUUAGUAAGGAUUCUGUUUUCAAUUUUAAAGGAAACCAGUUCUGGGCCAUCAGAGGAAAUGAAGUACAAGCAGGGUACCCAAGAAAUAUCCAAACCCUGGGUUUUCCUCCAACAGUAAGGAAAAUAGAUGCAGCCACUUCUGAUAAGGAAAAGAAGAAAACAUACUUCUUUGUCGAGGACAAAUACUGGAAAUUUGAUGAAAAGAGACGGUCCAUGGAGCCAGGCUUUCCCAAGGAAACAGCAGAUGACUUCCCAGGGAUUGACACAAAGGUUGAUGCUGUUUUUGAAACAUUUGGUUUUUUCUAUUUCUUCAGUGGAUCUUCACAGUUGGAGUUUGACCCAAAUGCAAAGAAAGUGACACAUGUCUUGAAGACUAACAGCUGGUUUAAUUGUUAGAAGAGAUGCUUGCUUACAUGGCAAAACCUGGGCAUUUUAAAUGAAGCUGAUAAUUCUUCACCUAAGGCUUCUGGAAUUGAAAUGGUUCAUUUUCUCCUGCAUAUGCAUGACUGAGAACACACGUGUGCCCUGUAUGUCUUGCCAGUCAGCUGCACAUUUUAUAGGUAUUUAAAUGCACUGCUGAGCUUGCCCUUUGGUCAUAUGGUGUGCCCUUCCACAAGAGAAGGGGGAAGUCCUCAUGUGCAACAGACAAGUGACUGUACAUAGAUGAUUUAUUUCUUAUUUAAUAAAGAGGAUUUGCCAGUUAUUUUUUGUUUGCUUCUUUCAAGAACAAGUUGUUCUUACAAUCUCAGGCACAUUGUGGACCGAGCAAAAGAUAAUUUGAGAUCCUCAGCCAGUGGUGUUAGGAUUAG